Messenger RNA from Dermacentor andersoni, 2294 nucleotides. RefSeq names its product neprilysin-1-like. Gene Ontology annotation, molecular function: metalloendopeptidase activity. Lineage: Eukaryota; Metazoa; Arthropoda; Arachnida; Ixodida; Ixodidae. Gene Ontology annotation, cellular component: plasma membrane. Gene Ontology annotation, biological process: protein processing. The record is from RefSeq and is a predicted model, not a curated record.
CGCAUCACAACCAGCGCGCCGAGAUCGUGCGAUGUGUAGUGCGAGUGCCUUCGACUUCCCACGCAGUGAACAUCCUCCGUUCGAGCCAGGUUCCGUUGAUGGAACCGUGCGAGGAUUUCUACGAGUUUGCCUGUGGCGGGUGGACCAAGGCCGUCGUGGUGCCCCCCGACGAGGUCACGGCCAGCGUCCACACCCGGCUGCUGCGGCGCGUCGAGGACGAGAUCGGAGAAAUCCUGAACAACACCGUGGUGACGUAUCGAUACCAGACGGCAACGCAGAAGGCAGCUGCGCUCUACCAAUCCUGCAUCAACGUCGACAUGCGCAACAGCAAGGGUACGCGUCCGCUGGAGGAGCUGCUGUCGUACCUGGGCCUCCCACGGUGGCCCAUCCUGAACCGGACGGCGCAAUUCCCCACCUACCAGAUACUGGGACACGUGAUCCGUGAGCUGGGAUUGGACGCCAUUGUCUCCGUGCGCGUCGGUCUCGACUACUACGAAAGCGACCGGUACCUGGUCUACAUCGGCCAGCCGUCGUUCGGCCUGGAGCCGUCGAUACUGCAGGGCCGGUACCGGUCGCCGUUCUUCCGCAUCCUGCACCGGUACAAGCUGUACAUGUACCGCUGCGCUCUGCUCAUGGGCUCCAACGUGGCGGCCGCCGACGUGGUCAACGAGAUAGUCGGCUUCGAGGCCAAGCUCGCCGCCAUAACGGAGCCAAAAGAUGUCGUCCACAACCCGAGAAGGGUCUACAACCUGAUGGCCCUGAGAACACUGGAGGGAGCCAUACCCGAGGUCCGCUGGACGUACUUUCUCAACCUAAUCCUGCGCGACGUGGGCGUUUCGAUGGAUCUGAAUGAUCACGUGGUCGUCACGAACCCCAUUUACCUGAAGAAGCUCUCCAGGCUGCUCAAGUCGGUUUCCAGCUCGAUCGUGGCCAACUACCUGGGCUGGCGCAUCGUGCAAGAGAUGGGCCAGCACGCCAUGGCCCGGUUCCGGCAGGCUCGCUUCCGCUUCGACCACUACCGCUACCUGCUGCUGGAGCCCACCGAAGUGCCGCGACAGUGCGUGCGCAUCACCAUGCGCCUGAUGGGAUUCGCCGUGGGCAGACUCUACUACGACCGCCAGGUCACCAAGGCCGCGACGCGAUUCAAGGGGGUGAACGACAUGGCAGAGGAGCUGCGGCAAGCGUUCAGCGUUCUCAUCGACAUGAACCACUGGAUGGACACGAAAACCAAGGAGCGUGCGCUCGCGAAGCUGUCUCGCAUGCAGCUGAACAUCGGAUUUCCGCCUUGGAUAAGGAGCGAUCGCGAUUUGGGCGAAUACUACCAGGAGCUUCCCGAUCUCAGGAAAGAAGACUUCUUCAGGAGCGUCCUCAUAGCCACCAGGAUUUACUACCGCACCUUCUACGGUCGACUGAGGCAAUUCAAGAAAGCCAACGAUUUCGGAUGGCUCGCCUCUGAUUCAGCGUCCUCCAUGUACUACAGCCUCAUUGGAAACUACCUGCUGCUGCCACUCGAGUACCUUCAGUUUCCGUUCUUUCUCGUCGACAUGCCACCGCCAAUAAACUUCGGCGCUUUGGGGACCAUAAUUGCCCAGCAGAUGGUUUACGGCUUCGGAGGUCAAGGGUCCCUGUACGACGAGAACGGCAAGCUCUCCGAGUGGUGGUCACGUGACACGCGGCGGAAAUUCCUGCCGAGAGUGCGGUGCUUGCAGGAGCAGUACAACGAAUUCAAGCACCCCAUCACGGGACUGCCGCUCGAUAUAAACACCACCAUGGAGACCAGCGUUGCGGAUAACGCGGGUGUCAGACUAGCCUUCAAGGCGUUUCGAGUGUACCUGGCCAAGUUCGAGGAGCGGUACUCCCUGUACACCAUACCGGGCACCGAGCCCAAAAGCAUGGAACAGAUCUUCUUCAUCGCUUACGCGCUGUCCAGAUGCGAAGUGACGCGCAAGCGUUCCAUCUACAACUACCUGCAACCACGGGAGCAAAUACCCAACUGGUUCAGGACCACGAUUCCCUUGAUGAACUUCGAGCGGUUCUCUCACGCCUUCGGUUGCAAGGUCGGGACCAUCAUGAGCCCCGAACGGAAAUGCCUGGUCUGGUGAAACAGGCCGACGUGUUAGGACAGCGUUCGCCAUAACAAGCCGUAGAAGCUACCGCCGCGUCUGCCUUGGUUCUCACACCUGGCCAUAGCCGGGUGUAUUGCUUACUGUCACGUUUAUAUCUGAUUAUUUACUCUUAACUGCGACCAUACCUUCACAGGACUGCGGACCGUUGGCAUAAACUUAGACGUCUUC